Molecule: messenger RNA, 2073 nt
Organism: Penicillium brevicompactum
Lineage: Eukaryota; Fungi; Ascomycota; Eurotiomycetes; Eurotiales; Aspergillaceae
Product: forkhead box transcription factor
Exons: 1
Coding region: 1-2073 (690 amino acids)
Biological process (GO): regulation of transcription by RNA polymerase II
Molecular function (GO): DNA-binding transcription factor activity, RNA polymerase II-specific; RNA polymerase II cis-regulatory region sequence-specific DNA binding
Source: RefSeq, a predicted model, not a curated record
AUGGGAUCGACGCGUUCGACGGGCGCACACUUUUCUUCAGUGCUAGCCCCAUCGCAGGAGAUCAUCAGAUCGCAGCCCCGUCUGCAACCCUCACCGCUACCACUCCAACCCAUUGAGAACUUGUCUUUCCCUCCCGGCCCGCACAGGCCAUCGCCGACAAAAGGACUGCACAAGGGCUCGCAUCCCGGUGGAAAACUCGGUUUCGUCCCAAUCUCUGCCCCAGUUCCUCCCAUGUUCACCACCGACUCCCCGGCCAAGAAAGCGCCUUUCCCCAUCUACUCUCAACCGAUGCCACACUCUGCCCUCUUCACUACCUUCUCCAGCGUCAACGAUAAAGAAAACUAUCCGGAAGAACCCUCCAAUGACAGUUUCGCCGACUUCCCAGAACCAUCAUAUGACUCCAAACUUCCGAUGAAGCGCACACUCAUGGAAGCUGCGCCGCUCAGAGAGCGCCCCAACAAGAAACAAAAGCGCGACGACGCGCCGGCCAUCUAUCUUCCCGAACCGCACGAGAUGCCACCGGUAGAAGAUGAUGGCUCCAAGCCUCCGUACAGCUACGCCACCUUGAUCGGAAUGUCCAUUUUGCGCGCCAACCACCGACGCUUGACACUAGCGCAGAUCUACAAGUGGAUCUCUGAUACGUUCUCAUAUUACAAGAACACCGAUGCAGGAUGGCAAAAUAGCAUUCGCCAUAAUCUCAGUUUGAACAAGGCUUUCAUCAAGCAGGAGCGCCCCAAGGACGACCCAGGCAAAGGAAACUACUGGGCCAUUGAGCCUGGUAUGGAGGGACAGUUCUUGAAGGAUAAACAAGUGCGCCGCGCCACCAUGUCCAGCCUUCCACUCCCCGCUGCUCCCCAAAGAGAUCUCGCUUCCUCGCACGGCGCCAGCACUACGACUUGGAUGGUACCACCGCCGGCGGCCCAUCACGCACAUGUUCACCACGCGCCUCCUCCUAGGCCACCCCCGAAUGACAUGUCUUCCGAUGCCACCCUGCCAGCUUCCGACCCUGCGCUGCAAGAUGACGCGGAAGAAGUCAACCCAGUCCCUGCACCACGCGCUGUGCCUCGCUCCUCCCCACCUCAAAACAUCCGAUCCUCUCCACCAAUUGCUCCUCCUCGCUUUGCCCGACAGGGUACUCCCCCAACGCCUACUCAGAGUGGCCCGACGCCCGCGCCUAGACCGCGCAAGCGCAAGUCAAUUACCCUCAACGAUAGUGGCUACUUCUCAUCUUUGGAAUCUUCGGCUUUACGGCCUAACAAGUCUGGACAUAUCUUGACCUCUGAUCUUGAUAUCGAGCCUCCUCGAAUUAAGCGUGGACGCGCAGAAGAAGAGAUUGCGCGAAUGCGCAGCUCGUCUCACGACAUGAGCCCUGGUCAGACGGCCCCGCGCAAAAACCCUCAUCCCAUUGGAUCGUCUCCCUUCCGCAGCCAGUACAUCAGCAUGCAGCCACCGCCAUUGACCCCGGUCAUUAAGUUCAAGAAGCCUGCUAAGCCACCCCCAUCCGUCUCUCCAAACACAAAUCUGCGCAAUCAUCGCCGCAAGAUACAGCAAAUGGUGAACUCCCCUAUCAAGCACUUGGGUCUCGCUGAAGACGCCUUGCCAUGGAGUCCCGCCUUCAACCUACAAGAUGAAUCAUACACUCCCCAUGAUCACUUCAACACCACUUUUGAUGUCUUUGCCGACCCAGUGCCAUCACACAUCUCUUACGGGUCACCAGAGAAGCGCUCAGUCAAGCGCCCACGCACAGAAAGUGGCAACUCCGCUCUCACAGACAUCACUUCUGGAAACGUCAACAGCCGGCCGGGACCUAUGUCCAGGUCCAAGUCCCUCGUGUUCCCCGAGUCUCCCUCCAAACUCCCGGAUAACCAGCGCUUCGGUGAUGCUAGCCAGGAAGACUUCUUCUCAUUCCACCUCUUCGACGAAGGCAACGACAGCUCGAACGAAGUGGACGGAAUAGAUCUUCUGCAAGGCUUCCAAAAAAUCGGAGGUGCGAGCAAAGAUGAUGCUCUCAAACCUCGCCAACCCCUUCACUCGCGACCCCAAAUGGGCCGCAGUAGUACGACUCUGUUUUAA